Puma concolor (puma) is the source of this 1557-nucleotide messenger RNA. NCBI's taxonomy places the organism in Eukaryota, Metazoa, Chordata, Mammalia, Carnivora, Felidae. The record is from RefSeq and is a predicted model, not a curated record.
AUGGAGGGACAAAAGGGUCUGGGAGACGUGGUCCGAAGAAGAGAGGAGAGGAGGCUGAGGCGGAAGCUUCUGCUCCAUUUUACUGAGACUUCUGGGCUGCACCUCAGCCAAGAGUUCACACAGAAGUACCCCCUGGAUUCCCCACACGGCGACUCUCAGGUGAUCCUCUCUGGAAUCAUAGGAUUAACAACUUGGAAACGGCCUAUGAUACUGCUGGUGAACCUCUUUGUGCUGCUCUCUGUGGUGUGUGUCCUCUUAAAUCUAGCUGGAUUUAUUCUCGGCUGCCAAGGGGCCCAGUUUGUGUCCAGCGUGCCCCGGUGUGAUCUGGUGGACUUAGGCGAAGGCAAGAUUUGCUUCUGUUGUGAAGAAUUUCAACCAGCCAAAUGCACAGACAAAGAAAAUGCCUUGAAACUCUUUCCGGUUCAGCCUUGUAAUGCUGUUCACCUGCUACUCAAGAAAGUUCUUUUCGCCCUGUGUGCCUUGAACGCCCUGACCACCACCGUCUGCUUGGUGGCAGCUGCCCUUCGCUACCUCCAGAUAUUUGCAGCCCGAAGAUCCUGCAUCGAUGAGUCCCAGAUUUCUGUCGAAGAGGUGGAAGAACAUGGACGGAUCCCAGACCCCGAUGAUUUCGUGCCGCCAGUGCCCCCGCCUUCAUACUUCGCCACAUUUUACUCGUGUACACCCCGGAUGAACCGCAGGAUCGUCGGUCCUGAUGUUAUUCCACUCCCACAUAUCUACGGAGCGCGAAUCAAAGGUGUGGAAGUGUUCUGUCCUUUGGACCCCCCGCCUCCCUAUGAGGCUGUGGUGAGCCAGACGGACCAGGAGCAGGGAUCUUCAUUCCACAUGCCAGAAGGAUCAGAAGGUGCCAUGAGCCCCUUGGAGCCAAUCUGCAUGCCAGUGACUCAAGGUGGGGACAGUCCUAACAUACCUGGAGAAGAAAGUGGAUCCGUGUCAGCGCCCGAUGCAAACCAGCUGCGUCCUGCGGGAAGCCGGAGAGCCCCGCCGCAGCUGAGGGCGAGAUCCAGGAGCGACCCUGUGCUCCAUCAUUCCGCGGAGAGAGCUGCCCCGGUGCUCAGCUGUGAAGCUGCCACGCAGACAGAGGGAAGACCGCAGCUGGCCACGGUGACUUUGAGGAGAGGUCUGAGAUGCAGAGCCUCACGAUGCCGGCCUCGGUCCCUGAUAGAUUACAAGUCCUACAUGGACACCAAGCUGCUGGUGGCCAGGUUCCUGGAGCAGUCCUCCUGCAGUAUGACCCCGGACAUCCAUGAGCUCGUCGAGAACAUUAAAUCUGUUCUGAAGUCUGACGAGGAGCACAUGGAGGAGGCCAUCACGAGUGCCAGUUUCCUCGAACAGAUCAUGGCCCCGUUGCAGCCCAGCACUUCCAGGGCCCACGUGCCACCCUCCCGGAGACAGCCUGGACUCUUGCACCUGCAGAGCUGCGGGGACCUCAGCACCUUCGUCCCGGCGGGGAGGCCGAGAGCCCAGAGGAGGCCCCGGCGAGCCGAGGCCGAGCGGCCCCACAGCCUCAUCGGCGUCAUCCGGGAGACUGUCCUGUGA